Daucus carota subsp. sativus is the source of this 4180-nucleotide messenger RNA. RefSeq names its product ABC transporter C family member 8-like. Gene Ontology annotation, molecular function: ABC-type transporter activity; ATP binding; ATP hydrolysis activity. The record is from RefSeq and is a predicted model, not a curated record. The transcript is spliced from 11 exons. Gene Ontology annotation, biological process: transmembrane transport. Gene Ontology annotation, cellular component: membrane. NCBI's taxonomy places the organism in Eukaryota, Viridiplantae, Streptophyta, Magnoliopsida, Apiales, Apiaceae. The coding region runs from base 226 to 4080 and encodes 1284 amino acids.
UGGCUUCUUGUAUAUGGCAUUAUAGCAUUGGCAGCAGAUAAGACCAAAUCUUUUGCCAUGUUAAGUUACCGAUUUCGUCCACCUGGUAUCGGGUUGUGACCUGAACUCUGAUAUCAUGUUAAGUUACGGGUUUUUCUAAAACUUUAAAUGCCUUAGUUUGAAAUUUUUGGAAAUGCCAUUCUAUUGCUUCUGAAAUCUUUGGCCCCUGAACUUCUUGCUUCUCUUAUGUGCAAUGAUAUGUUGAGGCAAAGAUUAUCAGAACCUUUACUGGCCGAGGAAUCUCAAGAAAGGCGUAGCCAAUUAGGCCAGGCCAACUUUUUUAGCAAAUUGGUUUUUUCUUGGGUGAGCCCUUUACUCUCUUUGGGUUCUGAAAAGCCACUGAUUCUUGAUGAUAUUCCAUACUUGGCUACCGAUGACCAAGCAAUUGUAGCGAAUGAGAAAUUUGUGCAUGCGUGGGAUUCACUUCUGAAAGAAAGAGGCCUAGACAGUGACAGAAAUUUGGUUUUUUGGGCUAUAGCAAGAACUUACUGGAAGGAAAUGAUGUUUGUAGGCAUCUGUUCUUUCCUAAGAACAGCUUCUGUUUCACUUUCUCCAUUAUUGCUAUAUUGCUUUGUUAAUUACUCAAAACGCGAAACAAAAGAUGCUACAUUGCAGGGUGCAAUUUUAGUGGGGAGCUUAGUUCUUUGCAAGAUUACUGAAUCUUUUUCUCAUAGGCACUUCUAUUUUAGUUCAAGAAGGUAUGGCAUGAGAAUGAGAUCAGCUUUAAUGGUAGCGGUUUAUCAAAAACUCUUGAGGCUUUCUAGUUUAGGAAGACGGAGACAUUCAACUGGAGAGGUAGUCAAUUACAUUGCAGUAGAUGCUUAUCGGAUGGGGGAAUUUCCCAUGUGGCUUCACACGGCAUGGUGUGCUGCACUGCAAUUACUUCUUGCAAUGGUUGUUCUUUUGCUAGUUGUGGGGACUGGUGUUCUUCCAGGUUUAGUCCCACUAUUCAUCUGUGGAAUCCUAAAUGUGCCUUUUGCAAGAAUACUUCAAAAGUGUCAGAUGCAGUUUAUGUCUGCGCAAGACCAGCGUCUUAGGUCAAUGUCUGAAAUACUAAAUAAUAUGAAGAUCAUCAAGUUACAGUCCUGGGAAGAGAAAUUCAAAAACCUGGUUGAGUCUUAUAGAGAUGAUGAAUUCAAAUGGUUGUCAAAAUCUCUGUUUAAAAAAGUUUAUGGUACUGUUUUGUAUUGGAUGUCUCCUACAAUUGUAUCUUCAGUUGUUUUCAUUGGAUGUGCAUUUUUCAAGAGAGACCCCCUCGAUGCAGGAACAAUUUUUACAAUUUUAGCAGCAUUGCGUACUAUGUCAGAACCCGUCAGAGUGAUACCUGAGGCUCUUUCUAUGUUGAUCCAGGUCAAGGUCUCCUUUGAUAGGAUCAACUCUUUUCUGCUUGAGGAUGAACUUAUAAAAAAUGGAGGUGAAAGCAAACAAUGGGACUCGGAAAUUUGUAUAAGAAUACUGAAUGGCGAUUUUAGUUGGGCUCCUGAUUCAGGCAUUUCCACACUGAAUAAUAUAAAUCUUGAACUUAAACGAGGCAACAAAAUUGCAGUCUGUGGUCCUGUUGGAGCUGGAAAAUCAUCAUUUCUAUAUGCCCUGCUCGGAGAAAUAAGCAAGACAUCAGGAAAUGUGGAUAUUAUGGGUUCAGUUGCUUAUGUUUCUCAAGGUGCUUGGAUCCAAAGUGGAACAAUUCGCGAUAACAUUCUCAGUGGACGAGCAAUGGAGAAAUUCAAAUAUGAAGAGGCCAUAAGAGUAUGUGCUUUGGAUAAGGAUAUUAAUAGCUUUGAUUAUGGCGAUCUCACUGAAAUAGGUCAGAGAGGGCUUAACAUGAGCGGAGGACAGAAGCAGAGGAUUCAACUUUGUCGAGCAGUAUAUAGUGAUGCUGACAUCUAUCUUCUUGAUGAUCCUUUUAGUGCAGUAGAUGCACAUACAGCAGCUACUCUUUUUAAAGACUGUGUCAUGGCUGCUCUAGAUAAGAAGACCAUCAUUCUUGUGACUCAUCAAGUCGAAUUUCUUUUAUUGGUUGACAACAUCCUGGUCAUGGAAGGCGGAAAAAUAACUCAAUCAGGAAACUACAAGGAACUACUGAUGGCCGGCACAGCAUUUGAACAACUUGUAAAUGCUCAUAAAAAUGCAAUACCAGGACUGAAAUUUUCAGAUCAUAAGACUAAAAUUUUUGAACAUACAAUGGGACAAAUGGAUGGUCUGAAAGACUCUAACUCGGGUCACCUCAGCAAGGUAAACAUUGAGGCUGAGAUUUCAAUGAAGCGUUUGCCAGGGGUACAAUUGACAGAAGAGGAAGAGAAGGAGAUUGGUGAUGUUGGUUGGAAGCCAUUUCUGGAUUACAUAAAGAUUUCGAGGGGAACAUUGUUUCUGUGUUAUACAGUACUAAGUCAGCUUGGAUUCGCAGGUCUCCAGGCUGCUGCUAGCAUUUGGCUGGCAUUUGGCGUUCAAGUACCUAAAAUCAGCAUUUUCGUGUUGAUUGGUGUCUAUACUGCACUAUCCACAUUAAGUUCCUUCUUUGUCUACCUAAGAUCUCUAUUUUCAGCUAUUCUGGGAUUAAAAGCCUCAAAAGCAUUUUUCUCUGGUUUCACUGAUUCCAUUUUCAGAGCUCCUAUGCUCUUCUUUGAUUCUACUCCAGUAGGGCGGAUCCUAACACGAGCUUCAUCAGAUCUGAGUACACUAGACUUUCACAUCCCUUUCUCCUUUUGUUUUGUAUUGGCUGGUGUAGUUGAUUUAUUCUCAACUAUCGGCAUCAUGGCCUUGGUCACAUGGCAAGUUCUUAUAGUAGGCAUCAUAGCAACCGUAUUAUCAAAAUAUCUCCAGGGAUAUUAUCAACCCUCAGCAAGAGAGCUAAUGAGAAUCAAUGGAACAACAAAAGCUCCAGUCAUGAGUUAUGCAGGUGAGACAGCACUUGGAGUGGUAACUGUAAGAGCAUUCAACAUGGAGGAAAGAUUUCUUCAUAAGUACUUAAAGCUCGUGGACACGGAUGCAUGUAGUUUCUUAUAUUCUAAUGCAACAAUGGAGUGGCUAAUUUUGAGAGCAGAAGCACUUCAAAAUCUGACGUUAUUCACUGCUGCUUUUCUACUAGUGUAUCUUCCCGCUGGUUAUGUAGCUCCAGGACUCGUAGGGCUAUCUCUUUCUUAUGCACUAGCAUUGGGAGGCACACAAGUUUUCUUGAUCCGAUGGUAUUGUAAUUUAUCAAAUUACAUCGUUUCAGUGGAACGAAUUAAGCAGUUCAUGGAUAUACCAACAGAGCCUGCUGCAAUAAUAGAGAACAAUAGACCACCGCCUUCUUGGCCUUUCAAGGGUGAGGUUAAACUGCUAGAGCUAAAGAUAAGGUACCGUCCCAACUCUCCCUUAGUUCUCAAAGGGAUCACAUGCACUUUCAAAGAAGGAACUAGAGUAGGCAUUGUUGGGCGUACUGGAAGUGGGAAAACUACAUUGAUAACUGCAUUGUUCCGUCUGGUGGAGCCUUACAGUGGAAAGAUUAUUGUAGAUGGGAUCGACAUUUGUUCCAUAGGCCUCAAGGAUUUGAGGAUGAAACUCAGUGUCAUCCCUCAGGAACCAACUCUGUUCAAAGGUAGCAUUCGUACAAACUUGGACCCUUUAGGCCUUUACACCGACGAUGAUAUCUGGAAGGCAUUAGAGAAGUGCCAACUAAAGGAUAUAAUCAGUAGUCUCCCAAACUUACUGGAUUCUUCUGUAAGCGACGAAGGUGAGAAUUGGAGUGCUGGACAGCGGCAACUCUUUUGUCUAGGAAGAGUACUUCUCAAGAGGAACAAAAUACUUAUCUUGGAUGAAGCUACCGCUUCUAUAGACUCUGCAACCGAUGCCAUUUUGCAGAAGAUCAUCCGCGAAGAGUUCUCAGAAUGCACGGUAAUAACAGUGGCUCACAGGAUUCCAACUGUGAUAGAUAGUGACAUGGUCAUGGUCCUCUCAUUUGGGGAACUAGUGGAGUACGAGGAACCAGCAAAGCUUAUGGAGGAUACUGAUUCCUCUUUUGCCAAGCUUGUUGCAGAAUAUUGGUCUACUACCCGUGUCUGAGAAUGUAUCUUUAAAGUUUCAAGAGUAAAUGACAAAAUGAUGGUCGUAGUUCAAAAUUUAUACUUUAAAAACUACCUAAUGUAAUUCCACAUUUUAAUAA